CGCAUCUGCAUUGUCGGUAAGGUCCUAAAUGCUUUUCCGUCAUCUUGCAGUCGUCUGGAGUCUUGUUGCACAUCCCGUGUGCAAAAGGCAGUCACUUUCGAUGUCUACUAGUUCAACACACCCUGUGAUAUUACUCUCUACAGUCCCCAAUGAGGAGGUCGCAAAGAGCAUAAGCAGAGGUCUUGUGGAGCGAAAGCUCAUAGCAUGUGCAAAUAUCGUUCCAAAAGUGACUUCAGUUUAUUGGUGGGAUGGCGGUGUUCAAGAAGACAGUGAACUUCUAAUGAUUAUGAAGACUCAGGCAAGUCUGGUACCGCAGGUUACCGAGUAUGUGAAGGCAGAGCAUCCAUAUGAGAUACCUGAACUCAUAGCCACCAAGAUUGAGGGUGGCAAUGACGCAUACAUCCAGUGGAUUAGCCAAAAUACAAUUGGGCGAACGUAGUGUACUGGUUAAUCUUGCAUUGAACUCGGGUGCUUCAGGCUACGCCUCUCUGUCUUUUCACAUUCAUCUGCCCAAGCACCGCACAACCAUACUUCCCGAUAACGGUUAAUGACCAGCGGCACGGCACGUCGGGAGUGUCAGAGAAAGCCCUCUUCUUCAACCUCCUCCUGCAACUGCUUAACCGCCUCCGAUGCGGGCUUGUCGUGAAGCGAUAUUCCUUUGGCCCCUCCUGGCACCCGCAGCUCGCGUCCAAUGCGUGUAACCUAAAAUGGGAAAUUGGAUCAUGUUCAAGUAUAGUAUAGGUGAUCUUCCAACCAUACCUCAUUGUCCAAGAAUUGCACAGGCGUCUUCUUCAUAGCAGCUGACAGCGAAUCCUCAUCUCCCGUUUGCAUGGCUUCCAAUAUCCCUUGUGCUAUAACCCCCUCUUCAGCUUGAGCGAAGCCAUUUAUGCUAAACGAUAGUGAAUACCAAAUCUGUAUCGCAGUUUUUAAU
Spizellomyces punctatus DAOM BR117 is the source of this 931-nucleotide messenger RNA. RefSeq lists its product as uncharacterized. Gene Ontology annotation, biological process: response to metal ion. The record is from RefSeq and is a predicted model, not a curated record. The coding region runs from base 29 to 439 and encodes 136 amino acids. Lineage: Eukaryota; Fungi; Chytridiomycota; Chytridiomycetes; Spizellomycetales; Spizellomycetaceae. The transcript has 5 exons. Gene Ontology annotation, molecular function: copper ion binding.